Cyprinodon tularosa is the source of this 2876-nucleotide messenger RNA. RefSeq names its product NOC3-like DNA replication regulator (gene noc3l). Bases 147 to 2540 code for a protein of 797 amino acids. The record is from RefSeq and is a predicted model, not a curated record. Gene Ontology annotation, biological process: DNA replication initiation. Lineage: Eukaryota; Metazoa; Chordata; Actinopteri; Cyprinodontiformes; Cyprinodontidae. Gene Ontology annotation, molecular function: chromatin binding. The transcript is spliced from 21 exons. Gene Ontology annotation, cellular component: nucleolus.
UCCGGGUCAGUCGGUUUCCCUGACUGUGUGUGCAUGAUCCUACACACGUGUUGGUUCAGCAUUAAAUCUGUAACUUCUACCCUAACAGGCAGCAUUAGUUGUUAAGAACCAAGAGGAGAGGAGAAGAGAGGAGACUUCCUGCCGCCAUGGGCCCGCUACGCUCAAAGAAGCGCCGGCCGACGUUCCGCCGUCUGUUGAAGACGAGCGGCAUGAAGCUGGAGAACAAGAUGAAGAACCGACAGAUGAAGCAGCAGAAUGUGGCCAAGAAGCAGCGCAAGGAGCAGAAGAGGCUGCGGCAGGCCAUGAAGGGCGCCAGCCUGCAGAUGCCCCGCCCCCUGGAGACGUACAGGAAGAGACCAGAGGAAGAGGAGGAGGAAGAGUUCCUGGACAGCCUUCCCACAGACAUGAUGGAUGAUGCAGACUUGGAACAGUUGACCGCCAUGGCCCAGAAAGCCUCCUUUAUAACCAGAGACCUGUCGUCAUGUGGGCCAGUCCACAGUGGCAAGAAGAGGAGCGCCGACGUGGUCCGCGGUUACGAGAAGGUUCCUAGAAAGAUGGCGAGGGUGGAGGAGAAGGAGAUGAUCCAGCUGCUUCCCAUUAAAGACAAAAGUGGAGUGAUCCCGAGGAGCAUGGAGAAAGUUAAACCGCAUCCAAAGGACAAAGAAGAGGAAGAAAAUGAUGAAGAACCUGCAGAAACAGCAGAGCAGCAGGAGGAAGAGGGCGCCUCAUCCAGCUAUAUGGGCUUGACGCCGGAGGAGAGGGAACGUUACAGAGUCCAUACACUAAAAAUGAAGAAGCAACGCAUCGCCAGCCUGGCUUCAGCCAUCAUCUCAGACCCGCUGAACAACACCAAGCGUAUGAAGGAGCUGCGGGGGAUGAUGAUGGAGUCUGACCCAAGCGUUGCCGUUUCGGUGAGGAAGAUGGUGAUGGUUUCUCUCAUGGAGGUGUUUAAGGACAUCGCCCCCACCUACAAGAUCCGACCUCUGACCGCUGCAGAGAAAAGCACCAAGGUGAAGAAAGAGACGCAGCAGCUUAGAGAGUUUGAGGAAAGCCUUGUGAGCCAAUACAAGUUUUACCUGGAAGACCUGGAACAGACCAUCAAAGACUGGAAGCAGAAGAAGAGGAAACGAGUCCAGGCGGUGAGCUUCCAGUCGUACCGCGGCCUGGCGGAGGUGUCCAUCCGCUGCCUGUGUGAGCUGCUGCUCACCAUGCCGCACUUCAACUUCCACAACAACAUCAUCGUCGUCCUCGUUCCUCUGAUGAACGACCCUCUGAAGAAGGUGUCGGACAUGUGCUGUGACGCAUUUAAGAAGCUCUUCCAGGAUGACAGAAUGGGCGGGGCAUCCCUGGCUACCGUCAGGGUCAUCUCUGGCCUCGUAAAGAGCCUCAACUACAACAUCAAACCAGAGGUGCUUCGAACUCUGCUGAGUCUGAGGAUCAAAGAGGUGGAGAUGAAAAGGGAUCUGGAGGCCAUGGCCCCCAAGAAGAAGUUCAUGACCAACAAAGAGAGAAAAAAGAACCUGUCCAGGAUGCAAAGGAAGUGGAAGAAGGCGGAGGAAAAGCUGGAAAAGGAGCUUUUGGAGGCCGAAGCUUCAGAAAACAAAGAGAAGAAGAUUAAGCUGCACACAGAGACUUUGAACAUCGUCUUCCUGACCUACUUCAGGAUCCUGAAGAAAGCUCAGAGAUCUGUUCUCCUCCCUGCUGUCCUGGAAGGGCUGGCCAAUUUUGCUCACCUGAUCAACCUGGAGUUCUUUGAUGAUCUGCUGAAAGUGCUGCAGAACCUCAUCCAAUCCGGAGAUCUGACCAAUCGGGAGAGUCUACACUGCAUCCAGACAGUCUUCACCAUCCUUUCUGGGCAAGGUGAAGCCCUGAACAUCGACCCUCUGAACUUCUACUCUCAGCUUUACAGGAUUCUGAUGCAUCUUCAUGCAGGGGCUCCCAAUGAUGACGUCACCAUUUUGCUACGGUGUCUGGACGCUAUGUUGACCCGCCGCAGGAAGCAGGUGACCCUCCAGAGGGCCAUGGCCUUCGUCAAACGUCUGAGCACGCUCAGUCUGCAUGUCCUGCCCAACGCCAGCGUUGGAAUCCUUGCAGCAAACCGAGCCACUAUGCACGCGUUCCCCAAGUGCGACUUUCUUUUGGAUAACGAGAUUCAGGGCAGCGGGUUUUACCUACCAGAGCUGGACGAACCUGAGCAUUGCAACGCCCAGAACUCUGCACUCUGGGAGCUCCACCCACUUCAGAGACAUUUCCACCCAGUUGUUCAGCUUUUUGCACGUCAUUUGAGUCGGGGAGCUCCCAGUGACGGCUCAGGAGCGCUCAGUCUGGAGCUCUGCCGCAGGUCUCCAAUGGACCUGUUUGCAGACUACAGCGUCAAAGACAUGACCUUUAACCCUGCUGUGGCUUCGCCUCCCUCAAAGAAAAAGGAUAAGUUUGUGGUUGGAGCAUCGCUGCUGGACGACGAGCUGCAGAAACAAGUAGAUUGCAUCUUAAAAAUGUCAGAGGACACAAAACUGGACUUUGCUAAAGCACGGCACUGACACACACCCCCCCCGCCUCACAGGGAGGCUCCUGCUGGAUGGUGACCAGAGGCAGACAGUCUGAUAUGUUUGUCAGACGGCAGGAAUCAGCUGAAGGACCUGCCAGCCUGAUGCUUUACCUGCUCUGGACUAUUAUUUGCUGCAUUUUUUCACUUUUUACUGCUUUUCAUCAGGGUGGAAAGUUCCAUCAAUAAUUUCCAUUUAGCUUCCAUUACUUCAGCUGGUUUCUUGCAGCUUGUUUUAGACACUCCUGUUGCCGUAUGGAGCUAAAUUGGGGCCAUAAAGUUUGUUCAGAAAAAUGUCUUUGAACUGGCAAAAAAAUAAAUGUUUUUGAGA